GCAGCCGCUUCCUGACCGAAAAGAUGUGGAGUGGACUGCUGCCUCCUGGCCUAAAUGAAAGUGAUGUUGAGUCAAAUUCUGAAGAUGAAGCCACACUGGAGAAGUCUGAACUCGACUUACAGGAAAAUAAAGAGGAUGGGACUAAUAGAGACACAGAAAUCUCAAGUUUCCCAGCAGAUGGACCAAAAACAGAAACAGAGGCCAAUAUAGAUGCAUAUGAAGAAUGCCCUUCUGGAAUUCCCUUAAAUUUGUGGAAUAAAUUUCAAGAAUUGCAUAAAAACCAUUCUGAACAGAAAAUCUCAACCUCAAGAUUCAGAGGGAAAAAGAGAAAACGCUCCAGAAAAGAUAAACUGAAGAAUGAAAAAGAAUCUCAUAGUGAACAGCCUUUAAAUGAAACCCAAUGGAAGGAGCUUACUCAGUACUUUGGAGCCAAUGAUAGAUUUGAACCCCCUGUUAAAAAGAAAAAAGUUGAAAAGUCAGGUCUUGAAAAGAGGAUAGACCAGGCUGUGGAGGAAUGGGAUGUUGAGAAGGCUGAAGAACUCAGCAACCAGCUUGCUACUCGAGAGCUUGGUGUAAAAAUUGCCAAAGCAAUUGCCUGUCACAAGUUUGUAAAAGCCAAAAAGGAGGCUGAAAACUCUCAGGCUGCUCGAAAAAAGAAGAAACUUGCGUGGGGAUUUGAAGCAAAGAAGAGAUGGGAAACCAAAAGCAACAUGGGAUAUAUGUAAUUUGUCAGAGUUCUUCAAGACACUUGCAGAAAUUUACUGAAAAGAUUUUCCUACUUAGGUUAAAUAUAUCAGGAAAUUGAUAGAAGUAGAAAAAAUAAGCAUAAAACUAUGGAGUUGAUUAUCAACUCUUUUCAGCCUUUUCAUAAGGAGUUCUUUCUAUUGAAGUGGAUGAAAUGAAGCAUUUUAUUAUUUAUG
This is a messenger RNA of Marmota flaviventris (yellow-bellied marmot), 920 nucleotides long. NCBI's taxonomy places the organism in Eukaryota, Metazoa, Chordata, Mammalia, Rodentia, Sciuridae. The record is from RefSeq and is a predicted model, not a curated record.